UAAAGCACCCACUAUGGAUGCACAGCAGGACAGACCCAAGUCCCAAGACUGCCUGGGCCUAGUGGCCCCCCUAGCAUCUGCUGCAGAAGUCCCCUCUACAGCUCCCGUGUCUGCGAAGAAGCACAGACCACCAGGACCCCUGUUCUCCUCCUCAGAUCCCCUUCCUGCCACCUCUUCCCACUCCCGGGACUCAACCCAGGUCACCUCGCUGAUUCCUGCCCCCUUCACAGCUGCAAGCUUCGAUGCCGGCAUGAGAAGAACAAGGCCUGGUACGUUGGCUCCCGCAGCUGCCGCAGCAGCCCUUCCCUCCUCCACAUUGAUCGCCGGGGUGGCGUCACUACUCAAUGUAGUGGAUGGAGGCCCCUCAUAUUUCCGGGCCUCAGCCACAGCUGCAGCAGGUGCCCAGAGUUCAGAAGUGAGAUAUAACCAGAGAUCCCAGACCUCCCGGACCAGAUCGUGUCCCAAACGAAAUGCCAGCUCGAGUUCCUACAGCUCUACGGAAGGCCUCCCGGAACUAAAGUGGAGGAGGGGGCCAGCCUCAUCCCACUGCCAGCUGGCCCUCAGUUCCUCAAACACAGUGAGUGAGGACGGACCUCAGGCUGUCUCUUCGGGUCACAGCCAUUGUGAAAAAAAGGCAGAUACAGCACCAGGGCAGACACUCGUCCCCAGGGGUGGCUCCCCCAGAUCUCAGGCCUCUAGGCCCCGCAUCAACAGUGCACUGCAGGUUGAGGACAAGGCCAUCUCGGACUGCAGACCCUCAUGGCCUUCCCACACUUUGUCGUCACUUGCAACAGGGGCUUUUGGUGGGCCUGCUGUUUCUAAAGCACCCACUAUGGAUGCACAGCAGGACAGACUCAAGUCCCAAGACUGCCUGGGCCUAGUGGCCCCACUAGCAUCUGCUGCAGAAGUCCCCUCUACAGCUCCCGUGUCUGCGAAGAAGCACAGACCACCAGGACCCCUGUUCUCCUCCUCAGAUCCCCUUCCUGCCACAUUUUCCCACUCCCGGGACUCAGCCCAGGUCACCUCGCUGAUUCCUUCCCCCUUCACAGCUGCAAGCAUGGAUGCCGGCAUGAGAAGAAUAAGGCCUGGUACGUUGGCUCCCGCAGCUGCCGCAGCAGCCCUUCCCUCCUCCACAUUGAUUGCCAGGGUGGUGUCACUACUCAAUGUAGUGGAUGGAGGACCCUCAUAUUUCCGGGCCUCAGCCACAGCUGCAGCAGGUGCCCAGAGUUCAGAAGUGAGAUAUAACCAGAGAUCCCAGACCUCCCGGACCAGAUCGUGUCCCAAACGAAAUGCCAGCUCGAGCUCCUACAGCUCUACGGAAGGCCUCCCGGAACUAAAGUGGAGGAGGGGGCCAGCCUCAUCCCACUGCCAGCUGGCCCUCAGUUCCUCAAACACAGUGAGUGAGGACGGACCUCAGGCUGUCUCUUCGGGUCACAGCCAUUGUGAAAAAAAGGCAGAUACAGCACCAGGGCAGACACUCGCCCCUAGGGGUGGCUCCCCCAGAUCUCAGGCCUCUAGGCCCCGAAUCAACAGUGCACUGCAGGUUGAGGACAAGGCCAUCUCGGACUGCAGACCCUCACGGCCUUCCCACACUUUGUCGUCACUUGCAACAGGGGCUUCUGGUGGGCCUGCUGUUUCUAAAGCACACACUAUGGAUGCACAGCAGGACAGACCCAAGUCCCAAGACUGCCUGGGCCUAGUGGACCCCCUAGCAUCUGCUGCAGAAGUCCCCUCUACAGCUCCCGUGUCUGCGAAGAAGCACAGACCACCAGGACCCCUGUUCUCCUCGUCAGAUCCCCUUCCUGCCACAUCUUCCCACUCCCGGGACUCAGCCCAGGUCACCUCGCUGAUUCCUGCCCCCUUCACAGCUGCAAGCAUCGAUGCCGGCAUGAGAAGAACAAGGCCUGGUACGUUGGCUCCCGCAGCUGCCGCAGCAGCCCUUCCCUCCUCCACAUUGAUCGCCAGGGUGGCGUCACUACUCAAUGUAGUGGAUGGAGGCCCCUCAUAUUUCCGGGCCUCAGCCACAGCUGCAGCAGGUGCCCAGAGUUCAGAAGUGAGAUAUAACCAGAGAUCCCAGACCUCCCGGACAAGAUCGUCCAAACGAAAUGCCAGCUCGAGCUCCUACAGCUCUACGGAAGUCCUCCCGGAACUAAAGUGGAGGAGGGGGCCAGCCUCAUCCCACUGCCAGCUGGCCCUCAGUUCCUCAAACACAGUGAGUGAGGACGGACCUCAGGCUGUCUCUUCGGGUCACAGCCAUUGUGAAAAAAAGGCAGAUACAGGACCAGGGCAAACACUCGCCCCCAAGGGUGGCUCCCCCAGAUCUCAGGCCUCUAGGCCCCGCAACAACAGUGCACUGCAGGUUGAGGACAAGGCCAUCACCGACUGCAGACCCUCACGGCCUUCCCACACUUUGUCGUCACUUGCAACAGGGGCUUCUGGUGGGCCUCCUGUUUCUAAAGCACCCACUAUGGAUGCACAGCAGGACAGACCCAAGUCCCAAGACUGCCUGGGCCUCGUGGACCCCAUAGCAUCUGCUGCAGAAGUCCCCUCUACAGCUCCCGUGUCUGCGAAGAAGCACAGACGACCAGGACCCCUGUUCUCCUCCUCGGAUCCCCUUCCUGCCAACUCUUCCCACUCCUGGGACUCAACCCAGGUCACCUCGCUGAUUCCUGCCCCCUUCACAGCUGCAAGCUUCGAUGCCGGCAUGAGAAGAACAAGGCCUGGUACGUUGGCUCCCGCAGCUGCCGCAGCAGCCCUUCCCUCCUCCACAUUGAUCGCCAGGGUGGCGUCACUACUCAAUGUAGUGGAUGGAGGCCCCUCAUAUUUCCGGGCCUCAGCCCCAGCUGCAGCAGGUGCCCAGCGUUCAGAAGUGACAUAUAACCAGAGAUCCCAGACCUCCCGGACCAGAUCGUGUCCCAAAUGAAAUGCCAGCUCGAGCUCCUACAGCUCUACGGAAGGCCUCCCGGAACUAAAGUGGAGGAGGGGGCCAGCCUCAUCCCACUGCCAGCUGGCCCUCAGUUCCUCAAACACAGUGAGUGAGGAUGGACCUCAGGCUGUCUCUUCGGGUCACAGCCAUUGUGAAAAAAAGGCAGAUACAGCACCAGGGCAGACACUCGCCCCCAGGGGUGGCUCCCCCAGAUCUCAGGCCUCUAGGCCCCGCAUCAACAGUGCACUGCAGGUUGAGGACAAGGCCAUCUCGGACUGCAGACCCUCACGGCCUUCCCACACUUUGUCGUCACUUGCAACAGGGGCUUCUGGUGGGCCUGCUGUUUUUAAAGCACCCACUAUGGAUGCACAGCAGGACACACCCAAGUCCCAAGACUGCCUGGGCCUCGUGGACACCCUAGCAUCUGCUGCAGAAGUCCCCUCUACAGCUCCCGUGUCUGCGAAGAAGCACAGACCACCAGGACCCCUGUUCUCCUCCUCAGAUCCCCUUCCUGCCAACUCUUACCACUCCCGGGACUCAGCCAUCACCUCGCUGAUUCCUGCCCCCUUCACAGCUGCAAGCAUGGAUGCCGGCAUGAGAAGAAUGUUUUGUGUUCGAAAUUGUUUGAGGGGUUUGGGUUUAGUUUUGUUGGUUUUUUUUUUUUUUUUUGCUUACGUGGGCAUCCUUCAGCUUUUAAUAAUCUGAAAAAUUCUGUUUACCCAUUGUCAAUGUGUAUAAAUUAAUCUGAGUCGAUUUUAUAGAAUAAAAGGUCAACUUUUGCGCAUGAAACAAUUAUUUAACAAAAUAUGUACCGGAAGAAGAAUGUUCAUUACAAAUAUAGGAAACAUAAAUAUUACCAAAUAUUGGCAAACACUAAAAUGUUCAAAAAUAUAAGUCUAUUACAGUUAUAGCUCUCUCAAGCAAAAAAAUAGCAGAGAAAAACUUA
Molecule: messenger RNA, 3872 nt
Organism: Gorilla gorilla gorilla (western lowland gorilla)
Lineage: Eukaryota; Metazoa; Chordata; Mammalia; Primates; Hominidae
Product: putative POM121-like protein 1-like
Source: RefSeq, a predicted model, not a curated record